GUGUGCGCCCAGAGAGUCGCGCUGUCAGGUACACAGAGCACCAUAACACCUGUGCGGACCGCGAAACAAAAUGUCUGGAUUCGAUAACAACCCCUUUGCCGAACCGGUUGAUGUCAAUCCUUUUCAGGAUCCAUCAGUUACUCAGGUGACCAACACUUCAGCUGAUGGCAUAGGAGAAUACAAUCCAUUUACAGCCGGUGCUCUGGAUGGACACAGGACAGUCCCUUUGUCCGCCACUUCUCAGCCAGCGGUCCUUCAGACAACAGUGGAGCCCAGUCCACAGGCAAGUGUAGCCUCAGGACAGGCUGAGCUCCUCCGUCAGCAAGCGGAGCUGGAGAGAAAAGCAGCAGAGCUGGAGCGAAAAGAGCAGGAGCUUCGAGAUCGUGAUGCUGCACGAGGUAAAGAAAACAACUGGCCGCCGUUGCCCAAGUUCUUGCCAAUCAAACCUUGCUUUUAUCAGGAUUUUAAUGAAGAAAUUCCUGUGGAAUAUCAGAGGGUUUGCAAGAUGAUGUACUACCUCUGGAUGUAUCACAGUGUGACACUGUUCCUGAAUCUGCUGGCCUGCUUGGUGUAUUUCACUGUAUCUACUCAGAAUGGAGUUGACUUUGGACUCUCAAUCCUGUGGUUUAUUUUGUUCACUCCUGUUGCUUUCGUCUGCUGGUACCGACCCGUAUACAAGGCCUUUAAAUCUGACAGCUCCUUCAGUUUCUUCUUUUUCUUCUUCAUCUUCUCAUUCCAAGUGAUCGUGUACAUCAUUCAGAGUGUGGGGAUCCCCGGCUGGGGAAACAGUGGCUGGAUCACGGCCAUCUCGGUGAUCAAAACUAACAUAGCCUUGUCUGUCUUCAUGAUGGUGGUGGCUGGAUUCUUCACUGUCAAUGCCGUGUUCUCUGUUAUCUUACUGAAAAUGGUUCACUCCAUGUACAGACACACAGGUGCAAGCUUCCAGAAGGCUCAGGAGGAGUUUUCUCAGGGGGUCGUCACUAACCGAAGCUUCCAGUCUGCAGCCGCCACUGCUGCGUCCACAGCGGUACAGGGUGCAUUUCAUUAACAGACACACACACUCACUGCUAAAGACUCUCAAUAAUUCAUCUGUUCUUAAACUUCCAUCAAACCUCUAGCUAAAGUUAGUUAGAGGUUUGACCCCCCCAUGAACAUUCAUUUGGUUACUGAAAAUAUGUGGAGGUAAAAGUUACCUGGCUGUUGAUCGGUGAGGCACUUUAUAUGAUGACAGGGGCUUUUAGUGAGGAAAAAGGACUGAUCUUUCCUCAGGUUUUCUUAAUGAAGGAGAUAGUUAGUGGUGUUUUUAUGCAGAAAGUACUACAGUAGUGUUUUAAUACCAAUGUUUAACUGACAGUUCAUGCAGUGAUAUAACGUUGUUACAAUAUAAUCAAUAGUCCAAAUUCCACUCAAUCUAAAUUUACAUUUUGUAGUUUUGUCCCAUUACUGUUGAUCUGUAUGUAUUUACAAAACUUUAGUUACACUUUUAUUUAAUCUUAAAGAUGGUUCACCCAAAAAUGAACAUUAGCUCAUCAUUUACAGUACUCUCCCUCAUGCGGUUUUCAACUCUCAAAAGAACAAAAACACAAAAGAAGAUAUUUUGAAAAAUGUUGGUUUUUGGAAUUUCUAAGUAGGGAAAAUAUACUAUACACUCAAAAAAAAAGGCAUUUGACCCUUUGUUCGUUUGAACUACUCGAGCUGCAACAAAACAAUUCUUUGUUUCUUUUGUUUGUUUUAUUGUUUAAUUUUCAAUACUUUUACAUUUGUAAAAACUAAGUAAAGUUCAUUCCUUCAUGUUGUCCUUUACACAAAUUGAUUGUUUGGGACCCAACAUUUUUACAGUGUAAAAGUAAAUGGGCGUCAGCUUUCAGAAAAUAUCUUAUUUUAUGAUCAACAGAGGAAAGAAAUGGUGAGUAAAUGAUGACAGAGAUUUCAUUUUUUGGGGUGAACUAUCCUUUUAAUACCCUAACAGAAUGUAUUGUACGUUAGUUGAUAUUUCAGCUGAUGGUUGGUUUUGACAACAUUUUAGCAACAAUUUUGCAACAAGAAACUCUAUAUUUACUCUUAGACUUUCUUUUAGCGUGGACUGUUGUGAAAUUAUACAUGCUGUUAUCUAUGUUACAGUCUUGUUACGAUCUUAAACCGAUGUAAUUAUUUUGCAGUGUUCUUAAUGAUGAACAAAAUAUGUAUAUAUUUAUAAAUUAAGCCGAUUAUUUUACUACGGUUGACCUGGGUGAGCUGCUCUUCUGUUUUUGAGUUACUGUUGAAUAAACGUGUUCUGAUUA
Messenger RNA from Danio rerio (zebrafish), 2282 nucleotides. It is a transcript of the gene scamp2l, whose product is annotated as secretory carrier membrane protein 2, like. Gene Ontology annotation, biological process: protein transport. The record is from RefSeq and is marked validated. Lineage: Eukaryota; Metazoa; Chordata; Actinopteri; Cypriniformes; Danionidae. Gene Ontology annotation, cellular component: membrane.